GUUUUAAAGCUGGAGGGCUCCUUCCCUGGGCGGGGGCUGAUGGCGCAGCUAUCACAGAUGAAACUGGGACGAAACCCAGUAGAUCCCUUCUCGGAGCCGCUGCUACAUGCGGCAGGUGGCGGAGCACCCGCACCAGCCGGUGCCACGGGAGGAGGAAAUGCCGGGCACCCUGUUCGGAAGGUAAAGAACAAUCAGGUCCUGGACCAAGCGGACGAGGGCGAAGUGCCGGAGCUGACUCAGGUCACGAUCGACGAGCACUUCAAAAUUUUGCAGCGAGUCAAAGGAGGCCCGGUUCGCCCAGAAGCAGAGCCUUCUCCGGACCAAAUCUCCGCUAUGCGGGUUAGAGUCCUGGAACUAGGGUUGGCACCCUACGCCGACUUCGGCAUUUUUGUCAAUUAUCAAGGACGCUUCUCCAGAACUCUCAAGUUCCUCAACCACGUGCUCCAGCCGGACGGUACCUUUCGGGCUGUGGAGGUAGCUGGACCGCCAAACUAUGACUCAUGGCUGUCGUCAUGGCGGGUGUACGAGAACACGCUGCUGAUGUUGGAGCACACGGUGGCACCCGGCACUACCGAAGCGGUCGUCACAGUCGCCGCUUUGGAAGAAUAUAAAGACGCCUUCCGGGAUCUGACCGUGCACUACCCGGAAUCCUGGCAUCUGCUGGUCACGGCAGAAGACCGCUGCCGCGCGGAACAUUUCGUCCGACUGAAAAGGGACCUACAAGGUGGUACCCCCUAG
Cladocopium goreaui is the source of this 738-nucleotide messenger RNA. The record is from the annotation of a GenBank genome assembly. Lineage: Eukaryota; Dinophyceae; Suessiales; Symbiodiniaceae.